GUUUAGCCUCUUAGCUGUAAUUUAGUUUAUCAUUUCUAUUACUUUUUACAGCAGAUUUGAAGCUUACGCACGUAUUGACUAGGUUCAGAUGUUUUUAUACUCAAAUGGUUUCUUUCUGCAACAUUUAAAAUUUCGUUAUAGAUUUAAAUAAGUUAUACCACAAAAAAAGGAAAACUGAUUUAUACAAGGCUAUCACAGAUCUUUUGCCCAUGUAAUUACCACAUUAGCCGUUCACGUUGAUGGAAGCUUUAUUUUUUUCUUAAUUUUACCUCUAGUCCAGUGGCAGGGUGCCGUCUCACGGACGACUGAAAGACAAAUGAGGACGAAACGAAUUUCGGCGAUGAAUCAAACCCGGAAGCGGGUCGAUCACGAAUCAAUACAGUUCGUGAAACGUAACAUGUAUCGCAAGAGUCAUCGGUGUCGCGUAAUUCGUAGCACUUUCUUCAAUAAGCAGAGUUGUAUGGAGCUCACGUCCUGUGUUGCGAUGUGCUCGAUAUAUAACGCGGAGCCGCCCGACGGGAAUCACAUUCCACAUCGAGGACUGUGACCAACCCAUCCCACACACACAGACAUGGACUCCAAGAUUGUAGUAUUCAUCUGCUUGGUGGGCGUCGCUAGCGCAAGCGUGCUGGCCCCCGCGCUGCCCCUCGCCCGCGUCGAUCCCCUGCCGCAGUACUCGUACGGGUACGACGUGCAGGACUCCCUCACCGGGGACUACAAGGGCCACCAGGAGCACAGGAACGGAGACCUGGUGACGGGCUCCUACUCUGUGGUGGACCCUGACGGCACCAGGAGGAUCGUUGACUACACUGCUGAUCCCCUCAAUGGCUUCAACGCGGUGGUGCGCCGCGAGCCGCUAGUCCUCGCAGGCCCAGCGAAGGUCCUAGCUCCCGCCCCGGUGGUCGCCCCCGCUCCCAUCCUGGCCAGAGGCCCCGUCCUAGCCCCUGCCCCCGCUCCAGUCUUUGGCCCCGCGCCUGCGCCCUACUUCGCCCCCAGGCUAAACCCAUACUAUUUUUAGAUGAAUUAUUACAAUUUUGUUGUUGAUAUCUUUACUACUAGCUUUUAAUGACUGUUAUUUAUGUAAAUAAACGCUUUUGAUACAUUUAUUGAA
Trichoplusia ni (cabbage looper) is the source of this 1111-nucleotide messenger RNA. RefSeq names its product larval cuticle protein A2B-like (gene CPR69). Lineage: Eukaryota; Metazoa; Arthropoda; Insecta; Lepidoptera; Noctuidae. The record is from RefSeq and is a predicted model, not a curated record. The coding region runs from base 572 to 1018 and encodes 148 amino acids. Gene Ontology annotation, cellular component: extracellular matrix. The transcript is spliced from 2 exons.